CGGAAGUACACAAAGAGAUAUUUCGGAUAUCGUGCUGGUGAGUUUUCAGGUUAUUUUAAAUAUAGUGCGGACAUGCAUAGCUUAUCGUCGUUAUAACUGAUCUGAAAUACACUGCAGGACUGAGAUGUUCCAUAAAGGAGGACCAGGAAAACAACGAGGAUUUGGCUUUGGAGGAUUCAGCAUGGGUAGGAGGAGAGAUGAACCUCCAUCACCACCACCUUCGUCAUCCUCUUCUUCCUCCAGACCCACAUCUUCAUUGUUGUCACGGAAUAUGCCACAGUAUCCAAUUAGUGCAGGCGGAGGUGCCCCAUUUAUACUGAAGAGCACAAGGCCUCUUGCUGACGUUGUGGAAAGAAAAAGAUAUCAAACAGAACAAGAUUAUUUUGAUGACAGUGAUGAAGACUUGUCUGCAUCUAGGAAACAAGCUGACGUUAGUGAUGAAGAAGAUGAAGAUCCUUUGGAUGCUUUCAUGGCAGGAUUGGAAAAUGAUUUACAAAAAGAAUCCAAAGGGAAAGAAGCCGAGAAAGAGGAAGAGGUAAUAGUUGAAGAAAAGGUUAAAGGCGUGAAAGGAACGAGGCAAGAUAUUGAGGAGUUCGAUGAUCAUGAAACAUAUUUUAAAUACAUGGAAGACAAUCCUAACGCUGGUUUACUGAUCACGGAUGACGAUGAUGAGAUUGAGUAUGAUGAAGAUGGAAAUCCGAUCAUACCAGAAAAAAAUAAAAUAAUUGAUCCACUGCCGCCUAUUGAUCAUGAUGAGAUUAACUAUUCAGAUUUUAGUAAAGACUUUUAUGAAGAGCAUGAAGACAUUUCCCAGUUGCGAUUCAGUGAAAUGCAAGAACUACGCAGAAAGCUGGGGGUUAAAGUAUCUGGUUAUGAUCCUCCUAAACCAGUGUCUAGUUUUGGACAUUUUGGUUUUGAUGAACAGUUAAUGCAUUACAUCAGAAAAUCAGAAUAUUCUACUCCAACGCCGAUCCAGGCCCAGGGUGUACCAAUUGCAAUGAGUGGUCGUGAUAUUAUCGGUAUUGCUAAAACUGGUAGUGGGAAAACAGCAGCAUUUAUAUGGCCAUUGUUGAUUCAUAUCAUGGACCAGAAAGAUAUUAAACCUGGCGAUGGUCCAAUUGGAUUGAUAUGUGCCCCUACAAGAGAACUUUCACAGCAGAUUCACCAAGAAUGUAAAAAGUUUGGUAAAGCCUAUAAUAUACACACAGUAUGUGCAUAUGGUGGAGGUAACAUGUGGGAACAAACAAAGGCAUGCCAAGCUGGCUGUGAAAUAUUAGUUGCAACACCAGGAAGAUUAAUAGAUCUUGUCAAACGAAAAGCCACUAAUCUAGAGCGGGUUACUUUCCUCGUGUUAGAUGAAGCUGAUAGAAUGUUUGAUAUGGGUUUUGAACCCCAAGUACGUUCUAUAGCAAAUCAUGUGAGACCAGACCGACAAACAUUGUUGUUCAGUGCAACCUUCAGGAAAAAGGUUGAGCGGUUAGCUAGAGAUAUAUUAACAGAUCCAAUACGAGUAAUACAGGGAGACCUGGGCGAGGCUAAUGAAGAUGUGGUACAGAUUGUAGAGUGUCUGUCUGAUGGUCCCGCUAAAUGGCCAUGGCUGAUAAAAAGACUGGUUAGUUUUACAACAGAGGGAAGUGUCCUCAUAUUUGUGACAAAGAAAGCCAAUUCUGAAGAACUAGCCAGUAAUCUGAAAACGCAUGACUUUGAUUUGGGACUGUUACAUGGUGACAUGGACCAGAGUGAAAGAAACAAAGUUAUUACAAAUUUCAAGAAGCAGCAGAUGCCCAUCUUAGUAGCUACUGACGUAGCUGCUCGGGGUCUUGAUAUUCCUUCAAUUAAAACAGUUGUUAAUUAUGAUGUUGCUAGAGAUAUUGAUACACAUACACAUAGGAUAGGAAGGACUGGAAGAGCAGGCAUCAAGGGUACAGCAUAUACGCUAGUUACACAAAAAGAUGUUAAUUUUGCUGGAGAUUUAGUGAGGAACUUAGAAGGAGCCGGGCAAAGAGUACCAGAGAAAUUAAUGGAUCUAGCCAUGCAAAAUUCUUGGUUUAGGAAAGCACGACACAGGAAGGGCAAAAAGGGAAGAACCAACAGAUCACGUGGUCUUGGUUACAAAGAAAGGCCUGGACUUGGCAGUGCACCGGAAGAAGAGAGGCAAAGCAGUGAUAGAACUAAUUCAGGGAAUCAAAGCGAUCGCCUCAGUAGUUUUACUUCCCCUACCAGUACAAGUAGCAGUCUGUCAAAUAAAACAAAUACUUCAGAUUGGCCAGAGAGGGGGCCAUCAUCAGGACCUCCUGUAGUGCCUAAGUUCACAGGAACCGAUAGGAUAUCAACUAUGAGGUCAGCUUUUAUGUCACAAUACAAGUCACAUUUCAAAGCUGCCAGUUCUAAUUCUACCAGCAAUACUUGGACGCCAGGUAAUGAGGGCAGUAGCCGUAGCAAAUCCACCGAUCACGGAUUCUCAGCUCCAAAACCACCCAAGAAAGUCAAGAAAACUAGAUGGGACAAUUAAAACCUAUGAAAUGUAAUCUUUCCUGCCAUCUUUCCUUUUUAAAUAAUCAUACCACAAAAACUCAAUAAUGUCAACCUCUCAAAAAAUGUUCAUAU
Molecule: messenger RNA, 2607 nt
Organism: Saccoglossus kowalevskii
Lineage: Eukaryota; Metazoa; Hemichordata; Enteropneusta; Harrimaniidae
Product: ATP-dependent RNA helicase DDX42-like
Molecular function (GO): RNA helicase activity; nucleic acid binding; ATP binding
Source: RefSeq, a predicted model, not a curated record